Molecule: messenger RNA, 3272 nt
Organism: Brachypodium distachyon (stiff brome)
Lineage: Eukaryota; Viridiplantae; Streptophyta; Magnoliopsida; Poales; Poaceae
Product: protein HOTHEAD
Exons: 5
Coding region: 1355-3079 (574 amino acids)
Molecular function (GO): oxidoreductase activity, acting on CH-OH group of donors; flavin adenine dinucleotide binding
Source: RefSeq, a predicted model, not a curated record
UUGUGUUCCUUGCAAAACAUAAUAAUAACGACAUAUAUUGUUCUUGUGUGUAUUAAACAAAUAGGAAUGGUCGUGGACAGAUAAUUUAUGGUGUGAAUUUCACUUUUACCCUUUAUUUGGUCAUUUGUGACGCGGUUUAGUGGUUAUCCUAUUUUAAAAUCUCUAUGACAUUUUUACCCGCAAAAAAAAAUCUCUAUCAGAUUUUAUCCUGUGUUUGUACAAAUGUGACACGUUCUACACCUAUUAACAAACUACCUUGAUUCUGACAUGUUGUAUCCACUGUCCGGAGUGAGGCGACAUGUCCACGUGGAAAUCGUAAUUUGUCAAGGCAUUUUCUCCUAGACCUAUUUUCUCCCUGACCCAUUAUCUUGAUUUACCUCUUCCAUACCUGACCUGAACCGAACCAUUUCCCUACUCCCAAAUCGCAAGUUAGGGAUUUGGCAUCGAGGUAGCUUUGAGUGUUGCUUCGUGCGGUCCAUAGGGUCGGGGAUGGCGGGCACGAAGACUCCCGCCCGUUGGCUGUGUGAGGUCAAACACUUCAGAUGAUGGAGGUAAAGGGAUAAAACGGGGUGAGAGGAUGCAGACGGUUGAGUUUGGGAGAAACCGCUUUGGCAAAUUACGCUUUCCACGUGGACAUGCCACGUCAUUCCUAAUAGUGGGUACAACAUGUUAAAAUCGAGAUAUUUUCUUGUAAGGGGUAAAAGUGGUCACAUUUGUACAAAUAGAGGGUACAAUGUGGCACAUUGACCAAACAUGGGGUAAACAAAAAGAAAUUCACUGUAAUUUAUGCCUGAGAUAGGUGUACAUUACUCUUGGAAACUUAGGGCCAAGUUUAAAGUUGGAAAAAUAAACAAAAUUAGAAAUGAGGAAAAAAAAUUAGGAAAACAAUGUUAAGACCAGAAACAGAGAAACCGGCCAAUAUCACAGGCAACAAAAAAUUGGAAAUUCGAGUAAUAUCGGAAAUUCCAUAUAGAUCGGGUAGUACAGCGGAGAGGUAGGAUCUGAGUUGUGAAUCAUCGAGUCGAGUGAAUUCCGCAUCGAACAAUUUUGAAGCUAUGCAUUCUCUACGACGCCUCCCGUUUGCGUACAGAGCGGCAGACAAUUACGGGACAGAGCCAAUUAUGAUAGCCGAACCUGUCGAACAAUUUCAGCUGACACAAAGGCUGCGGAGCACGAAAACACCGGAGGCCGCCGGCUCAAGCAGUGCCACACAGUGAUCAAAACGAACUACCGGCCCAUGCAACAACUGUUUCUUUCGCAAACUUGGAUCACUUGGCCAGUAUAAAAGCACACUUAUCACUGCAAGUCAGCCACACCGAUCUAUUCCUGAUCUCUCUGCGUGGUCACAAACAACAUGGCACUCUUCGCCAUCACGAUCCUGUCCGUCCUGCUCUGCGCCUCUCAACAAGCGCUGGGGGUGAACUACACGUUCAUGAGGGAGGCCAUGUACGCGCCCCCCGUGGCCUACUACGACUACAUCAUCAUCGGCGGGGGCACGGCGGGGUGCCCGCUGGCGGCCACGCUCUCGAGGCGGUACCGCGUGCUGCUGCUGGAGCGCGGGGGAUCCCCCUACGACGACGACCGCGUUCUCAACAUGGCGCACUUCUCGGACGUGCUCUCCGACACCUCGGCCUCGUCGCCGUCGCAGCGGUUCGUGUCCGAGGACGGCGUGAUCAACGCGCGGCCCAGGGUGCUGGGCGGCGGGAGCUGCAUCAACGCGGGCUUCUUCACGCGGGCCGGGGCCGGGUACGCGCGGGCCGUGGGCUGGGAUGCCAGGGAGGUGGUGAGCGCCUACAGGUGGGUGGAGGACGUGGUGGCGUUCCAGCCGGAGCUUGGGCCGUGGCAGGCCGCCGUGCGGAGGGGCUUGCUCGAGACCGGCGUCGUGCCGGACAACGGCUUCACCUACGACCACAUCCCUGGCACCAAGGUCGGGGGCUCCAUCUUCGACCCCGACGGGCGCCGGCACACGGCGGCGGACCUGCUGCGGUACUCCCGCCCCGAAGGGAUCGACGUGCUUCUCCGGGCCAGAGUCGCCAGGAUCUUGUUCAGUUACAAAGGGAGGAAGCCGGUGGCGCGUGGCGUGGCGUUCCGCGACUCGCGGGGCAGGGUUCACGUGGCGUACCUGAACAGAGGGGACGCCAACGAGGUGAUCCUGUCGGCGGGGGCGCUGGGCAGCCCGCAGCUGCUGAUGCUGAGCGGCGUCGGCCCCGCCGACCACCUCCGGUCGUUCGGCAUCGACGUGGUCGUGGACAACCCCGGUGUCGGGCAGGGCAUGUCCGACAACCCCAUGAACGCCAUCUACGUGCCGUCCCCGUCGCCCGUCGAGGUGUCGCUCAUCCAGGUCGUCGGCAUCACCAGGUUCGGCAGCUACAUCGAGGGCGCCAGCGGCUCCGACUGGAGCACCCGCACCGCCGCCGCCAGCGCCCAGAGCUUCGGCAUGUUCUCCCCACAGACGGGCCAGCUCGCGACGGUGCCGCCGAAGCAGCGGACGCCGGAGGCCAUCUCGCGCGCGGUGGAAGCCAUGAGCCGUGUCCCCGACGCGGCGCUCCGGGGCGGGUUCAUCCUGGAGAAGGUCAUGGGCCCGCAGUCCACGGGGAGCCUGGCGCUCCGGAACCUGGACCCGGACGACAACCCGAUCGUCAGGUUCAACUACUUCGCGCACCCGGACGACCUCCGGCGGUGCGUCGCCGGCAUCCAGGCCAUCGAGCGGGUCAUCCGGUCCAGGGCUUUCUCCCGGUUCGCCUACCCGAACUUCGCCUUCCCGGCGAUGCUCAACGUCACGGCGGAGUUCCCCGUGAACCUCGUCAUGCGCGUGCGCGGCGGGAGCGAGCCCGCGGCGCUCGAGCAGUUCUGCAGGGACACCGUCAUGACCAUCUGGCAUUACCACGGCGGCUCCCAGGUCGGAAGAGUCGUCGAUCGCGAAUACCGCGUCCUCGGCAUUGAUGCGCUGCGGGUCAUCGACGGCUCCACGUUCAAUGCCUCGCCCGGGACCAACCCGCAGGCCACCGUCAUGAUGCUCGGCAGGUACAUGGGAGUCAAAAUCGAAAAGGAAAGGAUGAUGGUCGAAGGAUCGGGCUGAAACCUGUAGCCAGUAGCACUGGCCUGUUCUCUACAUACACGCGCUGUUGCAUUUUAUUCUUUUAAGGAUUCUUUUACAGCUCGGCACCCAUCAUUUGGACAUAAAAUUGUAGAAUUUAUUUUGAAUUUCAAAAAACAACUUAUUUGGUUGGCACGGAAUUAGCCACAGGAAUUCAAUCUCAAAUUUCAUGGAA